AUGUCUGGAAAUCCCUAUUUUAAGUCUGUCCUGUGGCUAUUGGGUUUCGGCGGCAUGGGUUAUGGCCUAAUGCUGCUCACCGAACCUAAUGCCGAGAAAAUAGACCGCAUCAAAGCCUCAGCAUCUGGGUCAACCAAACUUUCUGCAGAUGACCAGAAGAAGGCUUUGUUCAUGAAGAAACUACAGGAAGCAGCCACCACCAGUACCCCAUUGUAUAGACCACAGCCGCAGGGCAACAAAACAGAUAGUUAGGGACCUUUUUCUUAUGUAAUUUGCAAUUUGUUACGCUUUAAAAUAUAAAUUUUAAGCAUUUAA
Drosophila ananassae is the source of this 315-nucleotide messenger RNA. RefSeq lists its product as uncharacterized. Gene Ontology annotation, biological process: mitochondrial respiratory chain complex III assembly. Lineage: Eukaryota; Metazoa; Arthropoda; Insecta; Diptera; Drosophilidae. The record is from RefSeq and is a predicted model, not a curated record. Bases 1 to 252 code for a protein of 83 amino acids. The transcript has a single exon.